Molecule: messenger RNA, 2223 nt
Organism: Octodon degus (degu)
Lineage: Eukaryota; Metazoa; Chordata; Mammalia; Rodentia; Octodontidae
Gene: Tmem250
Product: transmembrane protein 250
Exons: 2
Coding region: 268-762 (164 amino acids)
Source: RefSeq, a predicted model, not a curated record
CGGCGCGGGCCGAGGGCUAGGCCCCCGCGCCGCCAUUCGCCCAGGCCUCGGCGGGGCGGGGAGCUGGGGCGAAGUCCCCGGGGGCGCGAGCCUUGGCCCCGUCGUCCCGCCCCCGCCGCCGUCUGGUUACACUUUGCUUCCUCGGUGUCCUGAGCGCCGACUAUCCCCUUCCGUUUCCACCCACACCUCGCAUUUGCCGGCUGUCAGUGGCACUCGGGCCAACACCUGCCCCAAGCCCCAGCUGCGGUCUCCCAGGCAUAGGCGCCCAUGACACCUUUGCAGGCCACCGCCUGGACGCUGCACAGCCAUCGUGAGCUGGCGCCACUGCUGCCUCUGAGUCCAAUGCCGGUGAUGCCCAUCCCGCGGCGGGUGCGCUCCUUCCAUGGCCCGCACACCACCUGCCUGCAUGCCGCCUGUGGGCCUGUGCGGGCCUCCCACCUGGUACGCACCAAGUACAACAACUUCGAUGUGUACGUGAAGACGCGCUGGUUGUACGGCUUCAUCCGCUUCCUGUUGUACUUCAGCUGCAGCCUGUUUACCGCGGCGCUCUGGGGCGCGCUGGCUGCGCUCUUCUGCCUGCAGUACCUGGGCGUGCGAGUGCUGCUGCGCUUCCAGCUGAAGCUGUCUGUGCUGCUCCUGCUGCUGGGCCGCCGCCGCGUGGACUUCCGCCUCAUGAAUGAGCUGCUCAUCUAUGGCAUCCAUGUGACCAUGCUGCUGGUCGGGGGUCUGGGCUGGUGCUUCAUGGUCUUUGUGGACAUGUGAGGGUGCCCUGGGCCAGUGUGGGCUGGCUCGGGGGCCUGCCACAGCCCUUCUGUUGGCAUAGGCGUCUGCCUCUUUGGGCUGCAGGUCUGUAGCACACACUCCAUUCCGGAGGGAAAAGGGCCGCGCCCACGCUGUUUCCCUCUCCACCUCCCUGCUCCCCCUCCCCUGCAGCUCUCCGCACUUGUCCGGUUCUGUCCUGUGGCUCCUCUGUCCAGCCUAUGCUCUGAGACCAUGGACAGUGAGGGGUGCGGGCACAGAUCCAGCGGGGUCUCUUCACACCCACUUCCUGUGUACCCCCCAGUCUCAGCUACAGCCUCAGGGACAGUCAGGCUCCACUAGUGACACUGCACUGCCACAUGGGUCCUGGCCCGGGCGCAGGCUACCACCCUUACCUGUCACCUUGAGGGGCUGUAUGGGUCCUGAGUCCCAGGUUAGGCCUCAGGGUCACUGUGGCUUACCAUAGAAACUGCAGGGCCAGCCCAAGGAGAUGAGUCAGCCAGGCGCCAGCCCUAUACCAGCCACUCUGCUACCAUGCCUGGGGCUGCAGGUCAAGGGGCCGGGCCUGCACUGCAGGUCGCUGCAGACAGGGGCUUCCCGGGGUAUCUCUCUUUUUAGCUUGUGGGGCAGUUCAGUCUCCCUCAUGAAGGAUCCAGGGCUAAACUUGCCUGUCUCAAGUGGAUGUCAGGGGUCCAGACCGGCCCACUAGGUAGGCCCAGGCAGUCUCUAAAGGUGCCUUCCAGGUGCCAGGUGCAGUGGGCUGUUGUCCUCUGCCCACCGCUGGGACAUCCUGGGCAGAAACCCCCUACCAGCCUGUGAGAGCUGGGGUCUGGAGCUGUUCUGGCAGUACAGCUUACUGGUGGGGGGCUCAGAGUCAUGACACCAGAGUGGGGACCCCCGCCCAGUCUCAAGAGUGGCAAAUCGGCCAACCCUAGCUUUACCCCAAAUUGUUAUCCCCACACCUGGGCGUGGGUUGUGGCCUCUUUGACCCUGCCCUGCCAGGCAGACCAGGUAAGGGAUCUGUGAGGACAGAUUUACUCCCUGAAGAGAGACCUGAAGAACCCCAAACUAGGCGGGCCAGCAAACCCCACCUAGCUGUGGCUGCACCUCCAUUUCCAGCCAGCCUCCAGCGCAUCCUGAGGGAGACCCCACUGUCGACGUAGGUCUGACUGCCUCCGGGAGGGCAGGUGAGGACUCCCCAGUGGACCCUGCUGCUUGCUGCAGAGAAUCUUGCACUAAUUUCUGCUCUUUCCUCAAAGCAGCUUUGUUUUGUGUUAGCCAGUUACUCAGAGCUGCCGGAGCCCCUUCGCAGGCUCGUUGGGUGCCAGUGGUGGGAGGGAUCUGGCCGGGCCACCUUGGCAUGGCCAGGACCUUGUCAUGCUGCAAACCCAGCUGCCCGUGUCCCGAGUGCCUGUUAAAUUCUUUACCAGAUGAAACACCUGCAUUAAACCUAUUUUUUUAACA